CCCAACAUCCAAUUUCCAACCUCCUCACAGCUUUUCUAAUCCCACAUCUUCUUACCCCUCUUCUUUAAACCAGAAUUACCUCAAUGAUUCUUCCCUUCACUCUGCUAUCAACCUCCUCAAUAUCAACCACAUAAAUCAUUUUGCUGAAGGAUCCAACCCACUCCUUAACCAACAGGAAGGUGCAAGUUUGAACGACCUUACCAAAGUUCAGAUAAACCCUCCAACCCCUAUUAAUUCUCCCAUUUCAAGUACCCCCACCUCUGUCAACAGGGAACCUGUAAGCCUCCCUAACAUGGAACUUAGAAGUAACAAUGAUACUUCUAAUCUCAACUGCUUUGGCAAUGCCAGAUUCUCAAUGAGACCUACAUGGUUACCACCUAAUGAUUCAAAUCUCAAAUGGACCUGGAUUGAAGGAUUUGGUCCAUUUAUAACAAAUGGUCAAAGUUGCCAUCCACAGUUUAAAGCCUCUGACAUUGAGAGUGAUACUACUGUUGUGAUGUUUAAUUUAGAUCAAUUGAAUAAAGAAAGACCAGAAGCUAGGCAAGAUCAAGGAUGGGCAAAAGGGUGCAUUCCAGAGUCCCCUGAUUCCUUCAUUGAGUCUUUGGUUCAGAGAGUUGAUCGCGGGAGAUUUAGAUUUAAACUAGGAGGCUCAAGUCAUGGGCCAAGUUUAAUUGAUCCAUUUGCUAGAGAGGCCUAUCUCAGUGUUGAACAGGGUCCUGAGUCCACACAGCCUCAACAAAACAUGCAUGCAAGCCCAUCCUUUGAAAAUCAGCCCAAUACUAAUGAGGUCACAGUGGGAGAAUUAAGCCCAUUUGAACUUCUUAAUUUGGGACCAGGGCCCCCAUCUAUCACAAGUUCAAUGCCGUCAUCUUCACAGAACACUUACCUUAGUUGCAAUGAGGUGUGGGAUUCAACCACUGGAAUUGACACCAUCAGAAUCAGUUCUAGGAAAAGGAUCAGAAAAGAGAUUGGAAAGUUUGGCAGGAAUAUAAAACAGAAGUUAUGUUGUGCUAUGUUUGAUGAGGAGGUUCUUCAAGUACAAACUUUGAUAACCCCAGAAAUUUCCACAGAAAAUUGCACUCCUAUCUUUCAUGCUAAAUCAGUUUCAGGGCUUUGGGAAGUUGGCCUUCAACAGCUUCCCAAUCAGCCAUGAGGAUUCUCAGCUGGAACUGUAGGGGGCUGGGCAACACCCUUACAGUUCUACAAUGCCAAAAAAAGGCCUAGGAGCACAAACCAGAUAUUAUCUUUCUAAUGGAGACAAAGUUAGUUCAGGACAAAGGCAGAGAAAUUUUGGAAAAAUGUGGAUUUUUGAAUGGUUGGGAAUUUCUGAGGGAAGGUCUGAGUGGUGGUCUACUUCUUGGUUGGCAGCAAAAUGUGAAUCUCCACCUCCAAUAUGGCUCCAAGCACCUAAUUCAUGUUGAUCUCCUUGACCAUAAAGGUAUCAAAUAGCUUUCAAUCAAAUACAAGAAAUCAGACCAACAGUGAAGUAGACCGUACAGAGAAUCCCUCAUCAAAACUGG
This is a messenger RNA of Quercus lobata, 1520 nucleotides long. RefSeq lists its product as uncharacterized. Bases 293 to 1153 code for a protein of 286 amino acids. Lineage: Eukaryota; Viridiplantae; Streptophyta; Magnoliopsida; Fagales; Fagaceae. The transcript has 2 exons. The record is from RefSeq and is a predicted model, not a curated record.